AUGGCAACACCAAUCAACAUUGUUCUUGACCCUGCUCUCCAAGCUCUCAUGCCAGAAAACAACAAUACCACUACCAAAAUGGAACUUCCUUCGGCUCCGACGAAACCGUCUCGAAAAAGAAAUAUCUCGUCAGGAGGAGAUGACUUGUCUUCUAUCAGUAUCUCAAAGACAAAGAAUACGAAAACAGCAGCUGUGAAACCGAAACCCCCCAAAAAAACUUCGAAGAAAAAAAGCCAGGAAACUCCAAAAGAAACCAGAGAUGAGGAGGAACGAACGGUGAUACCCGAUGAAGAAAGACGACGUGAAGGUGGAGAAGAAGGUGAUUCCGAAGACAAAGACGAGUCUGAAAAACAAGCACGUGCUCCUAACUAUCUGGAGCAUGAGGAUCUCCAGCUCUGUACCUCGUGGCUCGAAACGACUGAAGAUGGGCGAAAAGGUACCAACCAAACCGGCACUGCCUUCUGGGAAACGGUCGCAAAUCACUAUCGAUCAAAGAUUCCCGAACCCUUUCGUCCCUUGAAGAGUAUCAAAGGCCAUUGGGGCCUCAUACAAGCUGCACUCAACAAAUUUCACGGAUGUGUGAACCAAAUCAACCAUCGGAACCCAAGCGGUACAACAGCGGCCAAUCGAAUCAGCAUGGCCCACACGAUGUACAGCAAGCUUCAAGAGAGACCCUUCAAGUACAUGGCCUGCUACGAUCUCCUAUCCAAAGCGCCGAAGUGGCAUGACUACAAUGCCGCGAUGACAAAAAAAUGCGAACAGAAGAAAAAACCCAGCCCAAAUCCCUCGAGCCCUUUGCCGGCCUCAUUACCUAGCUCGACUUCAGCCGAUACUGUCCACUUGACUUCGGAUGCUUCUGGCGAUGAGACUGCGCGUGGCGAACCGACUCGUCCUAUAGGUCGGAAAAAGGCAAAGGUGGCCUAUCAAGAGGAAAAACUAGACGCCUCGAAUCAUGAACAUCUUAAAAAGAUGGCUACCGCUCACAUCGAUAUCGCUGAGGUUGCAAAGAAGCAACAUACUGCACUAGCGAGUGCGAUGUCUGCUCAACACUCCGCCCUCAAACGCCUUGCAGAUGAGGCAAUCAUGAAUAAGGACCUCACUGGGGCUGAUGACGAUGUCAAGAAGUACUACAUACUUCAACGAAAACGCAUAUUAGAUCGACUUGAACAAGAAAUGGCUACUCCUGCUCCAGCUUCAGAAUCGACUCCAGCUUCAGCUCCUGCAACGGUUAACCAUGAAAAAUAG
Molecule: messenger RNA, 1245 nt
Organism: Puccinia graminis f. sp. tritici CRL 75-36-700-3
Lineage: Eukaryota; Fungi; Basidiomycota; Pucciniomycetes; Pucciniales; Pucciniaceae
Exons: 2
Coding region: 1-1245 (414 amino acids)
Source: RefSeq, a predicted model, not a curated record